Molecule: messenger RNA, 2819 nt
Organism: Hypomesus transpacificus
Lineage: Eukaryota; Metazoa; Chordata; Actinopteri; Osmeriformes; Osmeridae
Product: serine/threonine-protein kinase BRSK2-like
Biological process (GO): microtubule cytoskeleton organization; intracellular signal transduction; protein phosphorylation
Cellular component (GO): cytoplasm
Molecular function (GO): tau-protein kinase activity; protein serine/threonine kinase activity; ATP binding
Source: RefSeq, a predicted model, not a curated record
AUGACGGCGCGCGGCGGGCUGGUGGAGCGCGAGAUAGCCAUCCUGAAGCUAAUAGAACACCCCCACGUUCUGAAGUUACAUGACGUCUACGAAAAUAAGAAAUAUCUGUACCUGGUGCUGGAGCACGUCUCGGGGGGAGAGCUGUUCGACUACCUGGUGAAGAAGGGACGCCUCACCCCCAAGGAGGCCCGGAAGUUCUUCAGACAGAUCAUCUCCGCUCUCGACUUCUGCCACAGCCACUCCAUCUGCCACAGAGACCUGAAGCCAGAGAACCUGCUGCUGGAUGAGAAGAGCAACAUCAGGAUCGCAGACUUUGGCAUGGCCUCCCUACAGGUGGGAGACAGUCUGCUGGAGACUAGCUGUGGAUCUCCACACUACGCCUGCCCAGAGGUCAUCAGAGGAGAGAAGUAUGAUGGGAGGAAAGCCGAUGCCUGGAGCUGUGGGGUGAUCCUAUUUGCGCUUCUGGUGGGUGCCCUUCCGUUCGACGACGACAACCUGCGGAACCUUCUGGAGAAGGUGAAGCUGGGGGUGUUCCACAUGCCUCACUUCAUCCCCCCAGACUGCCAGAACCUGCUGAAGGGAAUGAUCCAGGUGGACGCCACCAAGAGGUUCACCCUGGAUCAGAUACAGAAGCACAGCUGGUAUAUGGCUGGGAAGAACGAGCCGGAGCCGGAGCAGCCAGCUCCCCAGGAAGGUGUCGAUCGGACGCUUCCGUCAGCGGAGGACAUCGACCCGGACGUGCUGGAGAGCAUGCACUCUCUGGGCUGCUUCAGAGACAAGAGCAAGCUGGCCUCAGACCUGCUGUCUGAAGAUGACAACCAGGAGAAGAUGAUUUACUUCCUGCUGCUGGACCGCAAGGAGAGAUACCCCAGCCAGGAGGACCAGAACCUGCCCCCCCACACACAGACAGUGGACCCCCCCAGGAAGCGCGUGGACUCCCCCCUGCUGGCGCGGCACGCUAAGCGUCGCCCGGAGAGGAAGUCCCUGGAGGCCCUAAGCGCCACGGAGGCGGGAUCCCCGGGGCCAGUACGCCGGGCCGUCGACAUGGCAACGCACGGGCAGAGUAAAUCUGUUUUCAGUAAAAGCUUGGACAUCACAAAUGCUAACUGCAGCAAGGAGGAAAGGUCCAGGUCUAUCAGUGGAGCAUCGUCUGGUCUCUCCACCAGCCCUCUCAGCAGCCCGCGGGUGACCCCGCAGCCCUCCCCCCGGGGCAGCCCACUGCCCACCCCCAGGGGCACCCCGGGGCACACCCCCCGGGAGAGCCCGGCCGGCACUCCCAGCCCCACGCCCCCUCCCAGCCCCUCCAUCGGGGGCCUGCCCUGGAGGACCAGGCUCAACUCCAUCAAGAACAGCUUCCUGGGCUCGCCACGCUUCCAUCGCCGGAAAAUGCAAGUCCCGACGCAGGAAGACAUGUCCAGCCUCACGCCAGACUCCUCUCCAGAGCUGGCUAAGAAGUCAUGGUUCGGGAACUUCAUCAACCUGGAGAAGGAGGAGCAGAUCUUCAUCGUGAUCAGAGACAAACCUCUGAGCUCCAUCAAGGCUGACAUUGUCCACGCCUUCCUGUCUAUCCCUAGUCUUAGCCACAGUGUGAUCUCCCAGACUAGUUUCCGGGCGGAGUACAAGUCUUCAGCAGGUCCAACGAUGUUUCAGAAGCCAGUCAGGUUCCAGGUGGACAUCACCUACACAGAGAGCACUGCAGCCACCCGGGACAACGGCAUCUACUCUGUCACCUUCACCCUCCUGUCUGGUCCCAGCCGGCGUUUCAGGCGUGUGGUAGAGACCAUCCAGGCCCAGCUGCUGAGCUCUCAUGACCAGCCUGGCGUCCAGACCCAGAUAUCUGGCAGCCCGUUGAGUAACUUCUUUGACGUAAUUAAACAGCUUUUUUCAGACGAGAAGAGCAGCCAAGCGCCCCGCCCCUCUGGCUCCCCUGGCCCCCCAGCCACGCCCAGCCCCCCCACCAAGCAUGCCCCCUGCUCCAGGCAUAACGAGCCCCCGCCCACUGACUCUAAAUACCCCCCCGGCAAAGACAAAACAAAGAUGGCCGCUUCCGCCAGGACACAGGAACAACCCUGAUAAGGAGCUGUAGCGCUGCAUGGCUAGAUGAUGAUGAGGAUGAUGAUGAUGAUGAUGAGAAGGAUGAGUUAUCAGGUCAUUAAAACUAACCCCAACCUAGAGAACUGCUGACAAGUUAGGACACAUGUCCCUCUGAAAGAAACGACUUAAAAAACACGACUUUUUGACUAUUGCCUAAAGACUUUUGUACUGUCUGAUGGAAUGCCUGUUUGAGUGGAUCAGUAUGUAACAACAAGUAGCACAUGCAACUGUGUCCUGUGUGGGUGGGUGUGUCCUGUGUGGGUGGGUGUGUCCUGUGUGGGUGGGUGUGUCCUGUGUGGGUGGGUGUGUCCUGUGUGGGUGUGUGAUGGCUUGACUUCUCUGCCACCAGGGAUCAUCCAAAACACCUAUUAAAGUCCUGCUUCCUGGAGAUGUCUGGGGGAGCCUAGCUCAGCUCCCUCCAGGAGCCAGAGAAAGAGACUUCACUCUUCACAAGCCCCUUCCACUCCACACACACACACCUCCACACCCUGACCAACACACACACACACACACACACACCCUGACCAACACACACACACACACACACCCUGACCAACACACACACACCCCUCACCCCAGACACCGCUGAAGACACAGAGAUGAGCCUUAAGACAAUGAUAUACGGCAAACCUGCACACACACACAUGAACAGUCUCUUUCUCUUGUUCUCUCUGUCCUACACACACGCACAGUCUCUUUCUCUUGUUCUCUCUCUCCUACACACA